Messenger RNA from Chlorocebus sabaeus (green monkey), 1393 nucleotides. Lineage: Eukaryota; Metazoa; Chordata; Mammalia; Primates; Cercopithecidae. The record is from RefSeq and is a predicted model, not a curated record.
UAGCCUCGUCUGAUUUCAUGGGCCCUGCAGCCCCGACUUCCCUAGAGGGUACCACGACUCCUCAAGGCCCCCAGGGCUCUGGCUUGGGAGCCCCGUCCAAUGCGCGACCCCUUUUCUCGCCUGGGGACAUCUUCCCCCAACGAAACUCGCCUCGCUGGGGCCCCUAGGUUACCUGGGACUCGGGGCUAGGUUAGAGGGCAACUACGCUGCUCAAGAGAUCGCAAUGAAGUCCGUAGAUCUCCAGGCUAGAGCCGCAGAGGGAGGUGGCACGGUGGAGAACGAGGGGCUGGGCGUGGACAGUAGCCCUGGGGUCGUCCGGAGUCCUCGCGCCCUCAACGCGCGAAGGCAGUGGACUGAUAUCUGCGCCGAAGUCGCGCGUACCCCAGGGAGGGUCGGGACCCUAGAAAUCUCGGACGCCGCAGCCGUCCCGGGCAGUCAUCGCUUUUCCCAAGCCUGGGAGUCCGGGGCCCUGCAAGGUUUCUCCGCGCUGUGGUCUCGGGAGCGCAGUGCGGAGGGAGCCAAGCUGUCUGCCGGCUGUCUGGGGACAAGCCGAAAACAGGGACGUCUCUGCAAUGCGUCCGACGCCAGCCGUCCUGUUCUGCUGCCUCCGGGGGAUGCUGCAGCCCAGGUUCUCCCGUCCCCCCACGCUGCCCGGCUCUCAGCCUCCCCUGCUCCCCGCGCUGUGGGGUGGCGGAGGAUGGUCCCACGCUGACGCGCCGCGCUGGGCUGGGUACCUGGGAAGAGCGCCCGCCUCCCGGCCUCCGAGUCGGGCACCUGUGAGAAAGAGGAGAAAAUUCAGGCCUGGUGCUCAAGGCUCAGAGAUGAGGAGACCUCCCCAUCCCUCCAAAUUCCUGCCCGCGGUGUUGGGGUUGACCUCCUGGAAGCUGGCCUCUCCCUGAGUAUUCCCCAGCAUUACGCGGGGCUGUGGAUCUAAUUUCAAUUCAUUUGAAAAACAAAAGGACCAACCCUUCCUGACUUUUGGCGGUGGAGGAGGCUUUUAGGUUGGGGCCAGCGGUUCCAUCAAUCCAGGAAAGAGUUUGGGUUUGGGGGUUAAAGGGCCCAGGUUGAGUCAGCGACUUACUGGUGGUGCAGCCCCUAGGCCUCCCAGAUCGUAGUUCCAAAUUUUAUGUAAAACAACUAAUUUAUGGAGCCAUUUAACAAAUGGCGGAAAGAAGUGAGAGACCCUCUGUUGGGACGUUGGCCUCUCCCCUUAGAAGUGAAGCCACUUCGGAAGUGGUGGGUGAACUGAAGGCAGUUCCCAAGCAGUGAAGAGAAAAGAAAUACCCCGAAAUGGUUCUUUGAGGUCGGCUCUUCGGCUGGACUCUGCCCCCUUUUUCCUUCCCCCUUUCCUAAAGAUUUCUAAUUUUUCUCAAAGGAAUGCUAGUAGUGGGAG